Molecule: messenger RNA, 2774 nt
Organism: Urocitellus parryii (Arctic ground squirrel)
Lineage: Eukaryota; Metazoa; Chordata; Mammalia; Rodentia; Sciuridae
Gene: Sntb1
Product: syntrophin beta 1
Cellular component (GO): intracellular anatomical structure; dystrophin-associated glycoprotein complex; synapse
Molecular function (GO): protein binding; structural molecule activity
Source: RefSeq, a predicted model, not a curated record
UGCGAGCGUGUCUCCUCCUACGGAUUCUCCCCAGCACUUGGCUGCUCCGCGGCUCCCCUCGGUUUGGGGUUUUGCAGCUGGCAGCUGGCCUUUUCCCCUCCCCUGUCUCGGUCUCUCCUUGUUUUAGGUUGCUCCACCCCGCCCAGGAUCAGGCGAGGGGGAACCAGCUGGGCUGCGCCUGCCAACUCGCGCGGAGUGCGUCUGCGAACUCCGGGAGCGGAGUCCCGCGUGCCGCCUGCUCCCUGCGGGACGCGCUCCUCUUGCUCCCACGGGCCCCGCUUUCUCCCCGCCGCAACCCUUCCCCACUUUUCCCCCCUUUUGCAAUCACAUGGCAUUUUAAGAAUGCCGGAAAGAUGGCGGUAGCGGCGGCGGCGGUGGCGGCUGGGCCGGCUGGCGGAGGUGGCGGCCGGGCUCAGCGGAGCGGUCUUCUGGAAGUUUUGGUGCGGGAUCGCUGGCAUAAAGUUCUGGUGAACUUGAGCGAGGACGCCCUGGUUCUCAGCUGUGAGGAGGGCGCUGCGGCGUACAAUGGCAUCGGGACUGCCACCAAUGGCUCGUUCUGCAGGGGCGCUGGGGCCGGGCACCCGGGUACCGGAGGCGCGCAGCCCCCCGACUCGCCCGCGGGGGUCCGCACAGCCUUCACCGACCUGCCGGAGCAGGUGCCCGAGUCCAUCUCCAACCAGAAGCGCGGCGUGAAGGUGCUGAAGCAAGAGUUGGGCGGUCUGGGCAUCAGCAUCAAGGGGGGCAAGGAGAACAAAAUGCCUAUACUCAUCAGCAAGAUCUUCAAGGGUCUGGCGGCCGACCAGACCCAAGCCCUGUACGUGGGCGAUGCCAUCCUGUCAGUGAACGGCGCAGACCUGCGGGACGCCACCCACGAUGAGGCGGUGCAGGCGCUCAAACGAGCCGGCAAGGAAGUGCUGCUGGAAGUGAAGUACAUGCGAGAAGCCACGCCCUACGUGAAGAAAGGAUCUCCAGUGUCWGAGAUCGGCUGGGAAACACCCCCUCCUGAGUCCCCUCGGUUAGGGGGCGGCUCCUCAGACCCUCUGUCRUCGCAGUCCUUCUCCUUCCAUAGAGACCGGAAAAGCAUCCCCCUCAAAAUGUGCUACGUCACUCGGAGUAUGGCCUUGGCUGACCCCGAGAACAGGCAGCUUGAAAUCCACUCUCCAGAUGCUAAGCACACUGUGAUACUAAGGAGCAAGGAUUCAGCCACRGCUCAGGCCUGGUUUAGUGCCAUUCAUGCCAAUGUUAGUGACCUGGUGAGCCGAGUGAUUGCUGAGGUCAGAGAGCAGCUGGGGAAAACAGGCAUUGCUGGAAGCCGAGAGAUCAGGCACCUUGGCUGGCUUGCAGAAAAGGUGCCAGGGGAGAGUGAGAAACCGUGGAAACCAGCCCUGGUUGUUCUGACRGAGAAAGACCUUUUAAUCUAUGACAGCAUGCCUCGGAGGAAGGAAGCAUGGUUCAGCCCAGUUCACUCAUACCCUCUUCUUGCCACCAGGCUGGUACAUUCAGGUCCAGGGAAGGGAUCACCUCAGGCUGGCAUGGAUCUGUCCUUUGCAACCCGAACUGGUACCAAGCAAGGGAUUGAAACACACCUCUUCAGGGCAGAGAUCAGCAGGGACCUCUCCCAUUGGACCAGAAGCAUCGUACAGGGGUGCCACAACUCGGCAGAACUCAUUGCGGAAAUCACCACCCCCUGCACCUACAAAAACCAGGAGUGCCGCCUGACCAUCCAUUAUGAGAACGGAUUUKCUGUCUCCACUGAGCCACAGGAGGGUGCCUUUCCCAAGACAAUCAUACAGUCCCCUUAUGAAAAGCUCAAAAUGUCAUCUGACGAUGGAAUCAGGAUGCUGUAUUUAGAUUUUGGAGGCAAAGAAGGAGAGAUUCAACUGGAUCUUCAUUCCUGCCCCAAGCCGAUCGUCUUCAUCAUUCAUUCCUUUCUCUCGGCUAAGAUUACAAGACUGGGCUUGGUGGCCUAAACAGAGGGGCGACUUGCCUCAGAAAAGAGGUCUGCAGUGCCACUGGAGUGUGACAUCAGGCACCACCUGUAGUGAGCAGUGCACCCGAUGUAGCAUGCCACGGCCAGCUUCAGGUCUCAGGAGUCAUGUGCAGCUGUCCCAGGUCCUCUGUCAGUUUUAGCAACUACACAGGGUGCGCUAAGAAAACACCAUGAGGAAGAUCAGACUAGAACUUUUUAGAACAGAAUGAGGUUAAAAAGAUGAUAUGACAUAGCAUAGCUUCUAAAAUAUGACAACCAAGGACAUGGCCAUUAGAACAGCAUGUGCAGAUCUUAAUCAUACCAGUUUCUAGGCGACUGGUUCACCCAGGUAAGCAAGGGCUGAAUACAUGAGAAAUGGAUACUUUCACUUACUCCCUCCAUCCCAGCAACAAUGAUCCCUAGUUCUAUUGUGAUUUUAUUUUGUAAUUCUAGUUAACUUGACUUUCACUGGUAGAGAAAGAAAAACACUUCAAAUGGAAACCCACCUUUCAUUGAAGUAUGAAGCAGCUGUUGUUUCUUUUUUCUUAAUGAAUUCUCUUUCAGUGAUGUAGAAUGAUUCCAAAGUGUUGUCAUUGGCAUAGGCUGAGCAGGAAUUAAAUAAAGCAUCAGAUACUGAUCUGAGCUAUAAGCUAGCAGAAUCUGAGCCAAAGUAGACUGCUUAAAUUGCAAAGAUUUGCUGAAGACUUGUGUGUACAAAAGAUGAUUAAUUUGGGGACUACACUUACACCAAGGUCUGCUAUCUUAUAGCUAAAACUGACAGCUUUAUUUAUAGAAAGAAAAUUGU